AUGGCAAACCGCGGAAGAACACUGGACCCAGAGGUUUUUUGCAUAAAAGAUCUGAAGGAAAAGGCAUCGAAGAAACUUCCUAAGAUGUAUCGGGAAUACUUCAACGAAGGUGCCAUGGACAUGAUAACACUCGGUGACAACGAAGCCGCCUUUGACCGAUAUCGUAUCCGCCCUCGAAUUCUCCGCAACGUCUCGAACAUCGACCCCAGCACCACUAUCUGGGGCAGCAAAGUGCUUUUCCCGUUCGGCUUCUCUCCAGCUGCCAUGCAUCGUCUGGCUCAUCCCGAUGGGGAAAUCGGAACGUCCAAGGCCUGCGCCGCACUUAAUGUGGCCAUGGGACUUUCUACGUACUCGAAUGAUUCGUUGGAAGAUGUCAUUAAGCAAGGAGAGGGAAGGACCAACCCCUACGCCAUGCAAGUGACUCUGUUGAGAAGUCGAGGUUUGACGGAGCAAUUAUUGAAGAGGGCGAAGAAGGCUGGUUACAAAGCGAUUAUUCUAACGGUGGACGCGCCCAUGUUGGGUCGACGGCUGAACGAGUUUCGGAAUAGCUUCUGCAUGCCCACUGGCACGACAUAUCCUAACAUAGCACCUGAGUUAGACAUGAGCAACUUGGAGGGUGGUGACAAUGAUUUGGCAUAUGAGAACGGCGUGGACUGGAAUGAAGCAAUCUCCUUCCUAAAAAGUCAAUCCGACCUCGAAUUCUGGGUUAAAGGCGUCUACACUGCCGAAGACGUUGCGACUGCCAUCCACUACGGCCUUGAUGGAGUCGUCAUCUCCAACCACGGUGGACGCCAGCUUGACAGUGUGCCGGCAACCUUGGAUGCUCUACGAGAAUGUGCUCCCGUCGCUAAAGGCAAGAUCAAAAUCGCCAUUGACGGUGGAAUUCGGCGAGGAACCGAUAUUUUCAAAGCUUUGGCUCUAGGGGCGGAUUUCUGCUUUGCUGGUAGAAUUCCCAUUUGGGGUCUAGCUUACAAUGGCACCAAGGGCGUCGAACUUGCGAUCAACUUGCUUUAUGACGAGUUUAAAUUGACCAUGGGUCUUGCAGGUUGCAAGAAUAUCUCCGAAAUCAGUCGCGGUCAUUUGUCAAUCUUGGAGAACAAUGGUGUUCUCUCCAAGCUGUAA
Molecule: messenger RNA, 1122 nt
Organism: Rhinocladiella mackenziei CBS 650.93
Lineage: Eukaryota; Fungi; Ascomycota; Eurotiomycetes; Chaetothyriales; Herpotrichiellaceae
Exons: 8
Coding region: 1-1122 (373 amino acids)
Molecular function (GO): FMN binding; oxidoreductase activity
Source: RefSeq, a predicted model, not a curated record